Messenger RNA from Pipistrellus kuhlii (Kuhl's pipistrelle), 1202 nucleotides. RefSeq names its product trafficking protein particle complex subunit 3L (gene TRAPPC3L). Gene Ontology annotation, cellular component: cis-Golgi network membrane; cytosol; TRAPP complex. The record is from RefSeq and is a predicted model, not a curated record. The transcript has 5 exons. Gene Ontology annotation, biological process: intra-Golgi vesicle-mediated transport; endoplasmic reticulum to Golgi vesicle-mediated transport. Lineage: Eukaryota; Metazoa; Chordata; Mammalia; Chiroptera; Vespertilionidae. The coding region runs from base 126 to 533 and encodes 135 amino acids.
UGGCCCGGUGGGGCAGACCGGCGCGCGCUAACAAAGAUCUCUUUGUCCUAACCUAUGGAGCUCUGGUUGCCCAACUGUGCAAGGAUUAUGAAAAAGAUGAAGAUGUGAAUGCAUAUUUAGAUAAAAUGGGAUACGGCAUUGGAACGCGGCUGGUGGAAGACUUUCUGGCUCGAUCUUGUGUGGGACGAUGCCACAGUUAUUCAGAAAUUACCGACAUAAUUGCCCAGGUGGCUUUCAAGAUGUACUUGGGGAUUACACCAAGUGUGACCUGUAACAAUUCCAGCAGAAAUGAAUUUUCCCUGAUUCUGGACAAGAACCCUCUGGUGGAGUUUGUGGAAGAGCUCCCUGCCGGGCGGUCGUCUCUGUGCUACUGCAACUUACUCUGCGGGAUUAUCAGAGGGGCCCUGGAAAUGGUUCAUUUAGCUGCUGAUGUCACAUUCUUGCAAGACAGACUCAAAGGCGACAGUGUGACAGAAAUAGGAAUUACAUUCCUGAAAAAGCUAGAUGAGAAAAAAUACAGACGGAAAAAAUGAAGAAUAGCACGCAAAAUGUCCCAGGCUGAUUAGUGGAGGAGCUAAUAUUAGCUAAGCACAGCCAGCCAUUGAGAUUUUGAAUUGCUUAAUAGCAUGGGCUUUAUGAGAAUAAUAAAUUAGCCCGAAAUUUGAAAUGUAGUACAUAAGGAUAUAGAAUUGUUGUUUUUUACUUUUUCUUUUAAACCACACAUUUUCAAUCUCCUGUCAAAGUUUCAUAUACAAAUAGCUCCUUAUAAGACAGAAAGCCUGAAUUGCACAUAUUACAUAGUCUAGUCUAUUCAUUUCAUUAUUUAUGGUAACAGGAAAAAAAAACAUCUAUAUAACUGGUAUAUUUAUCUCUUUUCAUUGGAAAAAAAAUGAAUGGAAUGAUAAAACAUAGAGUCCACUAUAUAUAGUUUCUAGAUACUGUACAUUGUAUUCUCUAUAGAAACAGUUCUAUUUGUAGCAAUCUUUCAUAUUUUUGAAAAACGAUGGAUGUGAAUUUUCUCAUAUAUUGGCUUGGUUUUUAGCUUAAGCCUCCUAAAACUACUCUUAAUUUGUAAUCAACAAAGCAAAUCUAUUUAUUUGGAUGCUAAUUCUGAAACACUUAAAAAUAGCCUCUAAAUUAAUAAAAGGGUAAUAUGCAAAUUGGUCAGGAUGCCCUUACAGUAGUGACUGGACAGCAGGCUG